GCCCUCAGGUACAUCUGCCGCGCUCUAGGUAGAGCCGAGCCACCCGCCUGGCGCGCGCCUGCCCCCUUUCCCGCCCGCCUCAAAGCCCAGGGAGCAGCCGCGGGAAGCGCUGAUUGGCUCCGGGAGGAGCAGGAGGCACGAACAAUGCUGUCCUCCCCCCUUAAAAAGCGGGCGGCGAGGCUGGGCGUCUGGGGGGGGCGACACCACGAGGAGGCGGAGGCGCGCUGGCGCCCAGGGAGCCGGCCGCACAGAGCGAGCGGGCGAGCGAGCGAGCGCGCGAAGUGAGGAGGCGAGGCGAGAGCAAGAGCAAGAGCAAGGCCCCCCUCUCUCUCUCCCCAUCGCGCUCCCGUUUCGUCUCUCCGUGGCCAAGCCGAAGCUAGCCGAGACUGACCAGGGAAAGACGAACUGACGGGAGACGAGACAGAAGGAAAGAAGAGCGCUUGGUCUUGGAGCCGUCGCCGCGGCUCCGAGGCUGAGGCAGGCAGGCAGGCGCCUUGGCACUGCCCGGAUCCGCCCGAGGAUGCCUCGGGGUUUCCUGGUGAAGAGGAGCCGCCGACCGACGCCCAUCUCUUACAGGACGCGCUGCUGCUACCCAACGGCGGUGGCGCAGGGAGGCGAUCCGGUGCUGCUGUUGGUGCCCCCGCCGCCUCCUCCUCCUCCUCCUGAGCCACCCGCGUCGGGCUUUGCCUCGGAGCCCCCCGAGGGGGUGUCCCUGCCCGUGCCGGCCGUGCCUCAGUUCGGAACGCCAGAGGCUCCCUCUUCUUCUCCGGCGCCCCUGCACAGUCCUGCGCGGGCCGUCAGCGAGGAGCGCAGCCUCCACCUGGGCUCGCCGGUCUCGGCGGAGUCCUUUCCGGCGCCGGAGCCACUGCUCUUGGGGCCCGGGGGGGAGCUCAAGCUCUGGGCAGUCGCAGCCGCCAUCGCGACUGGCCCGGUGCCGCCGCCGCCGCCUCAGCCGCCGCCGGUCCCCCAGCGCAGCCACGGGUCAAGCCAGGGCGUCUCCAAGCGGCCGCAAGGCAGAAAGGCCAAAGCGGCCCGCAAGCUCCACUUCGAGGAUGAGGUGACGACGUCGCCUGUGCUGGGGCUGCGCAUCAAAGAAGGACCCCCAGAACCUGCCUCGACCACUACAGGGACCACGACGACGACCACGACGGCGGCGCAGCAGCAUCAGCAGCAUCAGCAGGCGGGCUCGGCUGGAGGUCCCCGGACGGGAGGCGCCCAGCCUUUGGGCGAGUUUAUUUGCCAGCUCUGCAAGGAGCCCUACCCGGACCCGCUGGCGCUGGCUCAGCACAAGUGCUCGCGCAUUGUCCGCGUCGAGUACCGUUGCCCGGAGUGCGACAAGCUCUUCAGCUUGGACGGGCUAGCCCAGGCGCGCCAGCAUCCCGAGCCCUGCCCGGAGGAGGCGGCGGCGGCGAGCCACAGCCCUCCGGCCUUGCCAGGGGAGUGCCACCCCUGCCCCGUGUGCGGCGAGACCUUCUCUAGCAAGAGCGGCCAGGAGCGCCACCUCCGCCUGCUUCACGCCGCCCAGGCCUUUCCUUGCAAGUACUGCCCGGCCACCUUCUACAGUUCGCCGGGCCUCACCCGGCACAUCAACAAGUGCCACCCGUCGGAGAACCGGCAAGUCAUCUUGCUCCAGGUGCCUGUGCGCCCAGCCUGCUAGAGGGAGCCCACUUGUGCCUUCGCCUCCAGUACCAUCGCUGCCGGCACCCCCACCCCCACCCCGCGCGCGCCAUGUUUGUGGUGGAGGGGAAGCCCUGGACUUCGCCACCAGCCUCGCCUCCUUAACUACUGGGGUCUACUCCCCAACCAACCAUCUUUUCCAGCGCCGGCAGCUGUCGCCUAUAAGGCACGCAGCUUGUCGCCCUGGCCCAUCUCCCAAUGGUGUAUAAGGCCCCCCCUCUCCUCCCCAAGACGGCGCUGGCUCUGGAGCAGUCUCCCCCCCACACAACUGCACUCUGGGGACUGCUCGGGGGUCCAGGGUCUUAGGGUUGGUUUAAACAAGACUCCCUUCUCUCUCUCUCUCUCUCUCUCAGCCCCCCAAAGUCAAUCUUGAGAAUCAUGAUGGAUGCCUUUACAUUUCACAGGCUAUGAACUGAACCUUCACCCGUUUGAUUAGCUUUAUUAUGGCUUGUGAAUCGCUGGGAUCUGGCUUUACCUUUUACCUGUUUUCUUUUAUUUUGUAUGUGAACAAAAUCAACCGCUUAAAGAUAUAACUUUGGUUAGUUUAGCCACAAAUGCCUUGACUUGAUUGUUGUUGGUCUCCAGAAAAAAAAAUGUUGUAGAAGCUGCCUUAAAUGCUAUGACAUGCCAAUCGUUUUGCUUUUGUUCCUUUCCAAAGUACAGUAGAUCCAUACGUUGAUGCUCUGUGUAUAUGUUGAUUUAUGCAUAAUUGUUAUAUUUAUUGGUUAUUUAUUAUCAAUUAAGGUGUUUAUAUCAUUUUCGAUGUGCGUUGCCUUUCUCUGCACCUCCUCCAACGCCUUUCUCCUACCAUUUCACUGUGCUUUUUAAGGCUGAAUCCUAUGCACACUUACCUGGGAGUCAGUCCCACUGAACUCAAGAGGACUCACUUCUGAGUAGACAGGCAUAGGAUCGCACAAGUAGUCUUAUUUUUUUUAAAGAGAUCUGUUGGAAAAGGGUUUAACUUUUAUACCUAAAAUAAGCAUUCAAUUGCAACCCUUUUAUUCUUGCUUCGAAGCUCUCGGACAACUCAGCUUACUUUUAGAUGCAAUCUCUUUUCUAAACACAUUAUUUUCUUAA
This is a messenger RNA of Pogona vitticeps (central bearded dragon), 2754 nucleotides long. Lineage: Eukaryota; Metazoa; Chordata; Lepidosauria; Squamata; Agamidae. The record is from RefSeq and is a predicted model, not a curated record.